AUGGCCACCAAGGACGAGAUCACCCGCGUCGAGACUGCAAUGGCGGUCAACGAUAACGAGCUGCACCAAAUCCCAACAAUCGAAAUCGACAAUUACAACGGCCUCACCCUCAAAGCCUCCCUUGUCUACACCUCCCUACUCUUCGUUUCAAUCUGCCAACUCUGGACCGUCGUCGGCUCUGGUGCCUUCUCCCGCGACAUUGCCACCUCCUUUAACCGCCCCACCGACGCCGUCUGGAUGUCGCAGACACUAGUCAUUACCGUCAUCGUCCUGGGCCCGUUCAUCUCCCAGGGUGCUGAUCUGUGGGGGCGAAAAUGGUUCCUUUGCGGUCUGACGGGGCUGGGCGCUGUUGGGAGUGUUAUUACCGGUCGAGCGGAUUCUAUGGAGAUGGCGAUUGGGGGGCAGGUUAUUACGGCGUUGUCGCUGGGAAAUCAGACGUUGCUGUAUGCCAUUGCGUCGGAGAUUCUGCCAAGGAGGUUCAGACCGGGAGCGCAAGCGGGUAUUACGGGUUCGGGAGGGUUGGGGGCGAUUUUGGCGUUGUUGGCGGGGUCGUAUGUGGUUAAGGAGUACACGGAAGGCUGGAGGAUCGUGUUCUACAUUGCGGCGGCUCUGUUGGGCGUGUCGGCGAUUACCUGCGUCAUCUUCUACAACCCACCACCGAGAGCUCUGCAACAGACUCUGAGCCAGAAAGAGAAGCUGGGUCGAAUCGACUGGCCUGCUUUCGGACUACUCGCCAUCGGUGUUACACUCCUAUCCAUCGGCCUAUCCUGGGGCCAAAACCCAUACCCCUGGAAAUCCGCUCGCGUCCUCGGUCCUCUGGUAGUCGGUAUAGUGUUCCUCCUGGCCUUCGCCGUACACCAGACGGUGCUCAAAAAGAACGGCAUCAUACACCACACUCUCUUCAAGCAAGACCGGAACUUCGCCCUAGCAUUGGGCUGCAUCUUCGCAGAUGGCAUGAUCUUCUGGGCCGGCAACAACUACUACCCCUUCCAAGCUUCCGUCCUGUACGAAACAGACCCAGUCCGAGUCGGCUUGAUGUUUGCCAUCGCCUUCAUCACAGCCAUCUUCGCAUCGGUCGCUUGUGCGAUUUACUCUUCCUCCUUCAAGGAUGUGAGAGGACCUCUGGUAGCGUCGUUUGCCUCGUUUUGUAUCUUCAAUGUCCUCAUGGCUACGAUCAAGACUGGGCAAGUAGCGAUAGCUUGGGCAUAUCCCAUCUUCCUGGGUAUUGGACUGGGUUUUAGCUUGACUUCGCUGGUCACGAUAGCUCAGCUCAGCACGCCGCCAAACCUGGUCGCUGUCGCUACUGGGCUGAUUAUCGCCGCUCGCUCGCUGGGUGGUUCGAUUGGUCUUGGUAUCUUCACAGCGAUCCUCAACUCUGCGAUCGCUGGGAAGCUGCCGGCAAAGAUUGCAGCGGCUGUGGUACCUCUAGGUCUCAACCCUCAGGCGCUUCCGCUGUUCAUUGGGGCUCUCGCUGCGCAUAAUGAUGCUGCGCUGUUCGCCGUGCCUGGAGUGUCGCCUCAGAUCAUUGGAGCUGGCGUACAAGCUCUUCAGCAAGCAUACCUGGAGUCUUUCCGCGGCGUAUGGAUUGCUGCAGCUGUGGUGUCUUUCGUCACCAUGAUCGUAUCCUGUUUCUUCGUCAACCCAAAGCCCAGCUUUACUAUGCAUGUCGAUGCCCCUCUGGAAGCAGAUUCGAAAGAGAUAUGA
This is a messenger RNA of Fulvia fulva, 1704 nucleotides long. Its product is annotated as MFS-type transporter ucsD. Bases 1 to 1704 code for a protein of 567 amino acids. Gene Ontology annotation, biological process: transmembrane transport. The transcript has 2 exons. Gene Ontology annotation, molecular function: transmembrane transporter activity. NCBI's taxonomy places the organism in Eukaryota, Fungi, Ascomycota, Dothideomycetes, Mycosphaerellales, Mycosphaerellaceae. Gene Ontology annotation, cellular component: membrane. The record is from RefSeq and is a predicted model, not a curated record.